This is a messenger RNA of Plectropomus leopardus (leopard coralgrouper), 1114 nucleotides long. It is a transcript of the gene aqp10a, whose product is annotated as aquaporin 10a. Gene Ontology annotation, biological process: water transport; glycerol transmembrane transport. The record is from RefSeq and is a predicted model, not a curated record. Gene Ontology annotation, cellular component: plasma membrane; basolateral plasma membrane. NCBI's taxonomy places the organism in Eukaryota, Metazoa, Chordata, Actinopteri, Perciformes, Serranidae. Gene Ontology annotation, molecular function: glycerol channel activity; urea transmembrane transporter activity; water channel activity.
AUGCUGAACCGACGCCUUGUGAGAGUGAGGAAUGCCCUGGUGCGAGAGUGCAUGGCUGAGUUCUUGGGAACUUUCAUCUUGCUGCUCUUCGGCUGCUCUGCUGCAGCGCAGGUAAAGACAAGCAGAGACACUAAAGGCCAGUUCCUGUCCGUCAACAUGGCCUUCUCUGUGGGCGUGAUGUCGGCUAUGUACCUCACCAAGGGCAUCACAGGUGCUCAUCUGAAUCCGGCGGUCACUCUGAGUUUCUGUGUGUUGGAGCAGGUGCCGUGGGGAAGGCUGGUGCCCUACUGCCUCUCCCAGCUGUUAGGGGCCUAUGUGGCAUCAGGACUCGUCUACCUGGUCUACUAUGAUGCUAUAAUGGAGUUUAGUGGAGGAGUGCUGACUGUCUAUGGUCCAAAUGAGACAGCGUCUAUAUUUGCCACAUAUCCCUCAGAGUAUUUGACUUUGGGCCGAAGUUUCCUUGACCAGGUGGUGGGCACCGGCAUGCUGAUGUUGUGCAUCCUGUGUUUGGAUGAAAAGAGGAACACUCCGGCUCCCUCAGAGCUGAUUCCUGCUAUAGUGGCAGCGAUUGUCCUGGGGAUCUCCAUGUCAAUGUCAGCCAACUGUGGUGCUGCGAUAAAUCCUGCUCGGGACCUGGGGCCGCGCCUCUUCACACUGACUGCAGGCUGGGGAACUGAGGUGUUCACGUGUUACAACUACUGGUUCUGGGUGCCCCUGGUGGCCCCACUAAUCGGAGGUGUUAUAGGCACUUUCAUGUAUUUGAUCUUCAUCCACUGGCACCUGCCUGACCCAGAACCUCCUGAGAACAUCUCCACUCUCUCCACCAUCAGUGACAAAAUCAAGCAGCCCAGCACAACGUGGGAGAAGGAGGUAGAGUUAAAGACUGCACGUCUCUAAGUGUCACUUUGAGACACUUAAAGAAAGUAAUCUGGCUGUGAACUAUGUUUGAGAAAGCAGAGGUGAAUACCUGAGCUUUGCUACUUUUUGGACGCACACACAACUCUGUCUUCUGUUGGAGAAAUAACAGGAAUAUCUUAUUUAUAUGCUCUAAAGUUAGCUUCUUAAAGGUCUAGUGUGUAUGAUUUAGUGGCAUCUAUAGCAGUGAGGUUGCAGA